This is a messenger RNA of Thlaspi arvense, 1804 nucleotides long. The record is from the annotation of a GenBank genome assembly. Lineage: Eukaryota; Viridiplantae; Streptophyta; Magnoliopsida; Brassicales; Brassicaceae.
GAAAAAUAUCAAAGGAGAAAAAUGGAGAAGGGAUCAGAUUUCUUGAGGAGUACUGAUCAUGGAAGAGAAGAAAGCCAUGAGGAGAUGAGAAAAACUGAUUCGUUUCACGAUGAUACUCAUCACGACGACGACGAUACUAUGAGAUCCAAGCUGGACUCAACUAAAGUCGAAAUGGAGGAGGCAAAAGAAGAAAAUCGAAGGCUAAAGACAUCAUUGAGUAGGAUAAAGAAAGAGUUUGAGAUCCUUCAAACACAAUACAACCAAUUAAUGGUACAACAUGAAGACCCGAAUAAGUUAUCACCAGAAGGCCAUCAUCAAGACAAAGAAAGAAUUAGCGAGGGCGAAGAACUUGUCUUGUUGAGCCUAGGUAGACGGUCGAAAUCACCGGUUCCAAGUGGCCCAGUGAGGAAUAAAGAAGAGGAAAAGAAAAACUCUAUGGAUGAAAUCAGUGAUGACAAAGAGAUUGAUGAACACGACAAACGUAGUGAUCAGGAGUUGUUGAGUAUGGGAUUUGAAUACAAGGAUUUGAGUAAUCCUAACGAGAAGUUAGAGAUUGACCAUAAUAAAGGAACGACGUCCUUGGAGGCUAGUAACCGUAAUAAGAUCCCAUCAGAGAAUAGUUUUGGGUUUAAGAAUGAUGGAGAUGAUCAUGAAGAUGAAGAAGAGUUGUUGCCUCAAAACCUUGUUAAGAAAACUAGGGUUUCUGUGAGAUCAAGAUGUGAGACUCCGACGAUGAACGAUGGAUGUCAAUGGAGGAAAUAUGGUCAGAAAAUAGCGAAAGGGAAUCCAUGUCCUCGAGCUUACUAUCGUUGUACCAUUGCACCUUCCUGUCCUGUAAGGAAACAGGUGCAAAGAUGUUCAGAAGAUAUGUCUAUACUUAUCUCAACAUACGAAGGAACGCACAACCAUCCACUUCCCAUGUCCGCAACCGCCAUGGCCUCCGCCACAUCGGCUGCAGCCUCCAUGCUCCUCUCCGGAGCCUCCUCCUCCUCAUCCUCCUCCGCUGCAGCCGAUCUUCAUGGCCUUAACUUCUCUCUCUCCGGCAAUAACAUCACUCCGAAACAUAGAUCACCUUUCCUCCAAACCUCUUCUUCUCCUUCUUCUUCAGGCCAUCCCACCGUCACUCUCGACCUCACAACCUCCUCCUCGUCGCAGCAACCGUUCUUAACAAUGCUCAACAGAUUAAAUGCUCCUCCUAGUAAUGCCUCAAAACCUAAUAGUUAUCCUUCAACCAAUCUCAACUUCUCAAACAACACCAACACAUUGAUGAAUUGGGGUGGUGGUGGUGGUAAUCGCAGUGACCAGUACCGUGCAGCUUACGGCUACGUUAGCACCCAUCAGCAAUCACCUUACCACCAUAUGUUUCAAACCCGAACCGCCGGGUCAUCUUUUGACCCAUUUGGAGGAUCAUCUUCAUCUUCUUCACAUCCUACACAAACCAAUCUUGAUCAUGUUGGAAUCAAGAAUAUUACUCAUCAAGUGCAAUCUUUACCGGCGGAAACAAUCAAGGCGAUCACGACAGAUCCAAGUUUCCAAUCGGCUUUGGCGACUGUUCUAUCUUCCAUCAUAGGCGGCGAUUUAAAGAUGGAUAAUGUGACUAGAAAUGAAGCCGAUAAUAAGAGCCCUUAAAGACAGCGUGCUCUAUAUAUACCCAAUACGGUGAUAUAUGUGUUUAGUUUUACUAGUUUCCUAGUUCAUCAUACUUUUGGUUGUUUAAUCAGAAUUUUAAUUUGUGUUGGAGUUUAUGGAAGUAAUCUGUACAUGUGAAACAUUUUGUUGUUUAAUGUGUACAUGUCAAACUUAG